AUGGCCGAGCCACAGCAAACACUUUAUGAAACUAUCACUCGAAAUGACAUUGAUUCUGUGAGAAUUCAGCUGGCAAACAAUGUCAAUCCAAACGCCUUCCCAAAUAAUCCGACAAUAACACCACUCAUUUUAGCUGUGAGGCUAAAGUACCUUGACAUAGCAAAUGAACUAUUGAUGAAUGGAGCUGACGUGAAUGGGGUUGAUGAAUUUGGACGGACUGCGUUGCAUGUUGCAGUGGACAAUAAUGAUGAGGCUUCCGUCUCUGUUAUUCUUUCGCAUAAUUGCAAUUUAGAAAAAUAUGACAACUUCGGUCUAACUCCCCUUACGUUGGCUGUGGAUAAAAAUAACAUCCAAAUGGUUCGCUAUUUAGUUGCACAGGGAGCAGUGGUUUAUAAAUAUUUGGAGGGACCCGAACUCCCACCGCUUCCUUUUGCUGCAUUCGUCGGCCGCUUUGAUAUCCUUCAAUACCUGGUGAAUGUGGAAGAGACAGAUAGAGAAAAGAAGAAAAUGAACAUGAACUUUGCACUCUGCUUGGCCAUCAAUAAUGGCCACAACGAGGCAGCAGAAUUCUUAAUUAAUAACGGUGCUCCAAUAAGUCGUAGACAAGGGAAUUGGUUAUCUCCUUUGGAAUUUGCCAUUAUUGGAAGAAAUGAAUAUAUGGUCUCAUAUCUUCUUUCUCACAAUGCCUCGGUUAGCGAUACAAACCACCAUGGCUUCACUCCACUUAUGACGUCUAUCAUUUUUAACAACCCUUCUGCAGCAGCACUGCUACUUUGUUAUGGGGCGGACCCGGAUGCGCUGGCAUCUGGCUUUAGAACAACAGGAGAACAGGUUGCAAUGGAUAUGAGGAGGGUGGAAAUUGCCCAAAUAAUUUUAACGUGGAAAAACGAGUUCAUGACAUCAAUUUUUGAACCAAUUAGCUUCUCUAUCGAGUCAUAUGCUGAUUUGAAGUCUACGAAAACAGCCGUAAGAGUAUUUCUAGCAUCAAGGGCAACUUGUUGGGAGAAAGUGGCUACUUGUUGGUUCGUUGAUCAUUGUGACCUAAAAAGGAGAGUAGUUCUUGCAUCAAGGGCAUCUUUGGGCAUCUUUGAUGUGUUGGAAGAAAGUGUCUUGUUGGAUAUUGUUGGUCUCAAGGAACCAGGUCAGCCUCCUGUUAACCAUUCCUUCCAUAAGUUAAGCCAGGUGUUCACACCUAAGAAUAUUGUUAGUCUCAAGGAACCAGUGGACAAUAAUGAUGAGGCUUCCGUCUCUGUUCUUCUUUCGCAUAAUUGCAAUUUAGAAAAAUAUGACAACUUCGGUCUAACUCCCCUUACGUUGGCUGUGAAUAAAAAUAACAUCCACAUGGUUCGCUAUUUAGUUGCACAGGGAGCAGUGUUUUAUAAAUAUUUGGAGGGACCCGAACUCCCACCGCUUCCUUUUGCUGCCAUCGUCGGCCGCUUUGAUAUCCUUCAAGAGACAGACAGAGAAAAGAAGAAAUCGAACAUGAAUGUUGCACUCUUCUUGGCCAACUAUAAUGGCCACAACGAUUGGAUAGAGCUCAAAUGUUGUGCUGGAAGUGUAUGUGAAGGUGACGAUGAUGAUGAUGAUGACGAUGAUGAGAUUGCUGAUGUAAGAGGAAUGCUCGAGAAUGUUGGAGAAUUCAAUAAAGUGCAUCAGCAGAACGUUUUACCUCCCACUAUGGCGGAAUGCCGAAAUAAGAGGCAGAUCGAUGCAUUCAUAUGGCGAAAACUCGAUUCGACAUUCGUCAACCCAAAUGUCUUCCCAAAUAACCCGACAAUUACACCACUCAUUUUAGCUGUGAUGCUAAAGUUCCUUGUCAUUGCAAAUGAACUAUUGAUGAAUGGAGCUGACGUGAAUGGGGUUGAUGUAUUUGGACGGACUGCGUUGCAUGUUGCAGUGGACAAUGAUGAUGAGGCUUCCGUCUCUAUUCUUAUUUCACAUAAUUGCAAUUUAGAAAAAUAUGACAACGAUGGUCUAACUCCUCUUACGUUGGCUGUGGAGAAAAAUAACAUCUACAUGGUUCGCUAUUUAGUUGCACAGGGAGCAAAGGUUUAUAAGUUUCUGCAUGAAAAUGAACUUUCACCUCUUCUUUAUGCUGCCUUCAUUGGCCGCGCGGAUAUCCUUCAAGUCUUGCUGAAUGUUGAAGAGACAGAUAGAGAGACGAAGAAAAUGGACAUGUUUUUCGCUCUCUGCAUGACGGUCGAGAAAGGCUACCUCUUGGCAGCAAAGCUCUUGAUUGAUUAUGGUGCACCAUUAGAUCGUUUGGAUGAAGUUGAUUUAACCCCUUUGGAAUUAGCCAUUCUUGAAGAACAGGAUGCCAUGGUUUCACUUCUUCUAUCUCACAAUGCCCCGGUUAAUGGUUUUAACCGAUAUGGCUUUACGCCACUUAUGAUAUCAAUCAUUCAUGACAACCCUUCUGCAGCAGCACAGCUGCUUUGGUAUGGUAUGGCACAAUAA
Molecule: messenger RNA, 2457 nt
Organism: Rodentolepis nana
Lineage: Eukaryota; Metazoa; Platyhelminthes; Cestoda; Cyclophyllidea; Hymenolepididae
Source: the annotation of a GenBank genome assembly